AAAAGACGUGAUUCAUCUUUUCCCAAGUUGUUGGAACUUGUUGACAUUGAAAAUGGAGGCAGUCCCGCGACUGCCCAUGUUAAGCUUCGAGCUUAAACAAAGUGCAGAAAACGCAGAAUUUGGACCAAAAUUGAAGCAGUACAUUCGUGACCAUUAUCAUGAAGACCCAGACAGUUAUAGUGCAGAGAUCCAUGAGCUGGAGGGCCUGCGAGCCAGUGCCAUCCAUGCUUCAAGGGACUUCACAGGGUGCUCCACCCUCAAGAAAUACUACUGUCAGCUGCACUAUCUCCUCUCCAGAUUUCCACUUAAUGAGGACUCGAGCAUUGCUGUAACAUUUAAUUGGUAUGACAUCUAUUCUAGUAUGGUGUAUAAUGUCACAGACAUUAAGUAUGAAAUGGCCUGCAUCCUUUAUAAUAUUGGGGCUCUGCAUACCGAACUAGGAGCCAUGGAUGCCAGAAAUACACCAGAUGGGAUGAAAAUAAGUUGUACACAUUUCCAGUGUGCAGCUUGGGCAUUUCAGCAUCUGCGUGACACUUAUCCACAACCACGGGAGUCAGACCUAAGUCCAACGUUGUUGACCUUUUUGUACAAUGUUUCACUAGCACAAGCUCAGGAAUGCAUUCUUGAGAAGAGCAUGACAGACAACCGCAAGCCAACAAUUAUUGCCAAAGUUGCAAUGCAAGUUGUGGAAUACCUGAAAACUGCAAUGAACAACCUUGGAUCCCCAAAGUCUCCAGAUUCAACAGUGACAGAAAUUGCAGGAUCUCGAAAAAUUAAGAUGUGGAGAAGAUACUGUGAAUUUAAGAUGGCAUACCAUGGAGCAGUUGCCCUGUUAUAUCAAGGAAUGCAAGCAGAGGAACAACAGAAGAUGGGAGAGAGGGUUGCAUACUACCAAGCAGCAGUUGAUAUGCUAAAGGAGGCUUCCAAAUUGGCCAAGAACUUAGAUCAGCAGGAGCUGAUAGGAGAGAGUCUUACCUUCUCUCAUGAUGUGAUGGGAGGAAAGCUAACUGCAGCCCAGAAGGAGAAUGAAUUUGUGUACCAUGAAAAGGUUCCUGCUGCCACAACGCUGCCUGAAGUCAAGGGUGCGUCACUAGUGAAGGGAAUCCCUUUUAGUGUGACAGACCCUGAAGUUGCUGGCCAAGACAUCUUCAUCAAGCUUGUGCCCAUGGAAGCUCAUCAGGCUUCUUCUAUGUACAGGAAAAAAAAGUUGCGAAGAAUUGGGUCAUCUAUUCAGGAGAAGAAUGAAGAGCUAGAAAGUUACCUGGCUUCCAUGCAGUUAGACACUUUGACACUAGACACAGGAUCGGAAAACCUUCCCCAGGAACUGAUUGAAUGCUGUGCAGAUCUCAGUGCAAGCAAUGGUGUGCAGAAGCUUACAGAUAUCAUGGCAAAGAUAUCUAGCUUCUAUCAUGAUAUUAAUGCUUCUCUCAAGGAGAUCACCAGACUCAUUGAGGAAGAAGAGGAGAAAGAGAAGGAGUUCCUUGCUAUGAUGGGAAAGCGAGCCCCGAACAUGAUAGUGGGAGAGCUCAAGCGCGAGGCCAACAAAUAUCGAGAGGCCCAUCAGAGUGCCCAGGACAACAACACAGCUUUGCACAGAGCUAUAACAUCACACUUGGCCAACCUUCAGUUACUUACCAAACCUCUGGACCAGGUAGCUUCUGCCAUCCCCUCUGUGGCCAGUGUUGAAGCUCAAGGUGACCCGGCCACAAAGCAGGAGGUGAAGCGACUAUUGGGUAAAGUAAAGGAGAUGCGUACACAAAGGGCACAGCUAGAGUCUCAACUGAGGACAGACAUUCAGAACGAUGAUAUCACAAAGCAGUUGGUGACCAACCAGGAUGACACUGAAGAGUUCUUCAAGAAUGAACUGAAAAAGCAUGACAGAUUGGUUUUAGGUUUAGAAAAAAAUAUGACUGCCCAAGCCAAUAUCCUGCAAGCUCUCUCAGAGGCCAAUGCUGCUUAUGCCACCACCCGUCGCCUCACCAAUCAGGCCCAGGCACAGAGAUCAGAGACUCUGUCGUCUCUGUUGGCAUCGUAUAAUGCGUACCUCAAUAUACUUAAGAAAGCUGAAGAUGCUCAAGAGUUUUACCAUAAGCUGGAGGGACAAGUGAGCAAACUUGCAUCUAGGGUUAAGUCUGUCUGUAGGGUGCAGGAUGAGGAGCGAGAGGAGAUGCUCUCAGCAAAUGUUAAGAAGUUCACAGGUGGUGUGCCUCCAACCAAGCCUAUAAGAGAGGGGAGCAUAGAAGCACCAGGAAGCUCCACAAGUGGGCCAAAGCUGAAGGAUUUCUUACAGCAUAUGAAGGGAGGCCCAGGGAUGGCGGGUGUGGUUCCGGCAGCUGGUGCUGGAGUGUCGCCACAGGUGCAUCCAGGGUAUGGAUAUCAUGACCCCAGCGGUUCUUAUGCCAGUAGUAUGAGGCCUGCUCCACUGGGAUCAGAACAGAGUGAUGCUAUGACAUCCUGUAGUCAAGCUGGAGGAUAUUCAGCAAAUUACUCUAGCCAGUCAGCAGCAUACCGUCCAUCUGCUCCUUCCCCAGUUCCUUCCCCAGCCCCUCAGACCUCUGGCUCACCAUAUAAAGUUCCCACUACAACUGCAGCGUACAGUGCACCAGGUCACUAUUAUGGUAGUCAGCAAAUGGGUGCUACUCCAUACUCUGCCAGUGCAUCGGCAGUAAGUUACCCCUCUAGUAUGGGAGCAGGUGCUACUGCAUCAUCAACAGCAACAGCUUCAGUUAGUGAAUCAGCCACUCCAUAUAACACAGCUAGCAGUGCUCAUUCCUCUAAUAUCUAUAAUAUGAGCCAAGCAGGAAGUCAGCCUCAGUAUGGAUAUAGUGGAGGAUAUUAUUAUGGACAACAGAGUGUAGGAGCUGCAUCUUCUGUGAAUACAUCAACAGCUGUUAGUGGUGGAACUCAACAUAGUGGAGCCACAGCAUCUCCACAGCAUACUGACUUGGCAGCACAUAGUCAGGCCCAUCAAUAUAGUUAUGGUUCCACUUACCCACCAGGUGUUGCAUCAGGCGCCAGCGGCAGCAGUAGUACAGCUGUGGGAAGAACAAGGGCUGCCGGGAGCACAGGUGAAGGAGGCCCAUCUGUGAUUCAGAAGGACACAAGAAACAUGGGUCAGAAUUACUAUGGGUAUUAUCAGCAACCAUCUGGGACUUCUGCCAUGCCAACUACAGCAGUGACUGCAGUUACAUCGGCUUCUGCCGGAAGUACUCAGCAAGCAUAUCCUACAACUACAGCAGGUGGUAGCAAUUAUUAUUAUCCUCCAUAUUCCUAUCAGUACCCAAGUGCACAGGCAACGAGCCCUGCACCUGCUGCAAUGUAUAGUCAGGCAGGCUCUUAUUAUUCAUCAAAUAUGAGUCCAGACUCAAAUAACCAAUCAGGAGGUGUUGUAUAUUCAAACCAGACUCCUUAUGCCGGCUAUGCCAAAUCACCAUAUAGCAACCAACACCCUGGGACACAAGGAGAUGCAUCAUACCAGAAUUCUGCUGGAUCAAACUUUGCUACAGGUGCAUAUGGUAGUUCAGCAAGUGGUAGUACCCCAGCAGGAGCUUAUCCACAGUCCAAAACAGCAACUUCUCAAGCUGUGCCCAUAUCUACAACAGGGACUCAAGUGCCACAGUCACAAUGGAACAUGUAUGCAAGUUAUCCACAGUCAGGCAUUACAUCCAUCAGCAGCAGCCAAGCAGGAAGUCCUGGAACAUAUGGCACCCAGAGUUCUGCAAACAGAGCACCUUCAGUGUCAGCUACAUUUACCACAUCUAAGACAGGUGCAUCGACAGUGCCUUCUCAAGCUUAUCCAUCAUCUGUUGUAGUAACAGCUAAUGCAACUAAUACUCAUUACAGUCAGACCAUGAUGUAUAAUCAGAAUUAUCAGACCUGGGCACAGUAUGGCUCACAUCAGCAGAAUCGUAAGCCGUCUGCUGUUGAUCCCUUGACUGAUGACCAGACGCUCAAGAGGGUUGCAGGUGAAACUGAAAGGUUGAGCAAGAUCGUGGAAGGGUUGGAUCGCAAGUCUCUAAAUGGCCCAACGAACCUUGAUAAAAAAUGGAAGGAACUUCAGGAAGUUGUGGAGAAGGAAUGUGGGGAGUUGAAAGUGUCAGUCGCACGGUGCUAUCCUCUUAAAAAUAGAUUUGCUGAUAUUCUUCCCUAUGACCAUACUAGAGUUACUCUUCCAUCAGCUAGAGAUGACUAUAUCAAUGCUUCUUUUGUACAGUUGAAAUCUACUGAAGAAAGUUUCCCUCUCAUCCUAACCCAAGCACCCAUGCCAGCUACAUUUGUAGAUUUCUGGACAAUGGUGUGGGAACAGCAAGUUGAAAUCAUUGUUUGCCUAAACUCUGAAGCCGAGGUCAAAGGACAGACAUAUUGGCCUGGAGAAGUCGGCAGUAGUUGUGAUUAUGGGCAGAUAACCAUCUCCUUGCAUAGCUGUCGUGAGGCAGGGUCUCCAGUGUCAUUCCAACGAGUUUUGCAUGCCACACACCGAACUUCUAGAGUGACGAGGGUCAUAAUUCACCUGCAGUUCUUAGGCUGGCCACCAAGUGCCAUGCCAGAGAGUCCUGGGCCACUUCUGCAAUUCAUAUCAGAAGUGCACACGUUCCAGCGACAGCAAAGAAAUAAAUUAAGGGCAAUUGUGGUACACUGUGUUCCUGGCUUGGGCAGAUCCACAGUGUUUUCAAUAUUAUCUGCUUAUAUGAGGGAACUGCAUUCAAAUGGCAUUUUAUUAGACUUGACGUCCCUAUUGGUCGAACUUUCGAGGCAGCGAAGGGGCGGGAUCCAGGACAAAGAUCAUCUCUACUUCCUCUUCUCAGCAGCUUUGUACUACUCUCAGGAUGUUCUCAUGAAAAGAGGAAUCCUGACCAAUAAGGCUACUUUUGAGGAGGGUCCCCGAGAAAAAACCCAUGUCCGCCAUCCCUCUGCUGACCUCCUGUCCUCCUAUGACUUGUCUCGGCUUAAAAGCAAACUGGGUUUAGACCAAGAAUGUGGUAAAGCAAGAAGCGAAGGGGAAUGCUCAAGAAGCAACUCUGCCUCAUCUCUACUUAGCAAUGGAUCGUCUGCUGGGAUUGAUCUAGUAGGAGAAGGGCAGAGGGAAAGCAGCCAAGAACCAAGCUCAUCUAGUGCUUUAGAGGUUCCUGAUACCUCUGUUGGUGGUGAUGGUAGUGAAGCAGAUGGUAGUUUAGAUAAAGUAGAAGAGAGUGCCUUGGACAGUAAGCUCAACACUAGGGCUGUGAAAGUGGGUGGUCUUCUGGACACAGACCUGUCAUCAUUAGCACCAAGCUUAGCUGCUAGUUUAGACCCACAGCAAUUUAAAAUUGAUCCGCCUGUGCCUGGAAAGCCAAGCAAAAUCACCAAAGAAAGUUUUGAGAAUCCGUCUGGACCCUUGAAGAUUCCAGAUGAUCCAGCUGAUCCAUUUAGUGGAUUAGACCCUCUUUGGUCCCACAAGAAAUCAUAAAUUUGGCUAAUUUAUUGACAUGUACUCUUUACCUAUGCAAUCUGGUAAAUCUUCUGCAAGUCCGUGUUAUUUUAAAAUUUGUCAAAUGGUCGUCAGUGUCUUCUUGCAGGUUGUUCAUUCCUUUUUAACAGUUAUCGGCAUUUAUGCAAGUCUUCAUAUCCAUUAAUAAACCAUUGCAUGAAGUAUUUAGUCCACAUUGUUAGCAUUUCAAAUUAGCCUAGGGUGCAUAUCAAAGCAUAUAUUAUUUUCCUAAGAAGAACUUUGGGGUUUUAUUUAUUUUCUCUUUAAGAAAAAAAGGCACACAAGUUGAAAGAGAAAUGGCCUAUGUUCAGUUUACAUAUCAGGUUUUUUAUUUCAUAUAUUUUUCCAAGCUCAUGAACAAGAGAUUUGAAACAAGAGUGAGAAAAAGAGUGUAGAGCCAAGAUGCAGCGUGCAUCUUUAUGAAUCAUUAUAAAUAUCUACUUGACUAUUUAUCUAUAUUUUACAUGUUUUAAAUAUAUUUAGGUAAGAAUAUUAGGUAAAUGUUAAAAUAAAUAUUAGUACCAAGAAUUAUUUAGAAUAAUUAUUUGAUUAAGUUGAUGUAAUCCACAGGCAUUGCAUUCUGGUGCUCAGACCAAUUGUAUGUUUGUGGGUGCAUGUGGGUGCCUGCAAGCAUGGUAUUGUAUCUUGUCCUUUAUAGUAUUUGAUUAAAUCAUUAUAUUAUGUUAUUGUAGGAUCAUGUAACAUUGUAGAAUAUGGAACAAUGUACACACUACAAAGGUCACAAAACUUAUAAUUGGGUCUCAUAGAGAAUGUGGUCUUUAAAAGGAAAGAAUUUGUAUGUUUGUUAAUUUUCAAUUGAAAGGGAAGGAUUUACAUGAUUAUAUUUUAUUAUCUAUUAGGCAGUGUAAUUAGUAAUAGUUGUUUUUGGUUAUGACUGACAAAUGUGCAAUUAUCAGAGGAGGAACAUAAUCUGAACUGAUUUGUAAAGUGAAAGUAAGUAGAUUGACUUUUAAAAAAUCUGCUUCCAGUAUAUAGCUUUGCUUGUGCAUUGUUGAGUGAACUAUGAAAAUGAACCUAAGUGUGUACUAUAACUUAUUAGAUGUACUGAUAUUGUAUUGGAUCACAGUCAAUACUUGAUGCUAUUCCACCGUAUAUAUAUCUGGCAAUUAGAUUUGUUUAACAUUAUAAUAUGAAAUAAAACUUAUCCCAGUGUAUGUUAGGCAAGAAUGAAAUAGCCUAGUUUUAGCUUAUAAAAGAACAUGAAAUUAGUUUAAAAAGUUAUUUGUGAUAAUACUUAUAAUUCUGUGACUUCCUAUAGUUACAGUGUUUUGAAACAAUAUAAACUGAAAAAUUAA
Molecule: messenger RNA, 6783 nt
Organism: Penaeus vannamei (Pacific white shrimp)
Lineage: Eukaryota; Metazoa; Arthropoda; Malacostraca; Decapoda; Penaeidae
Source: RefSeq, a predicted model, not a curated record